This is a messenger RNA of Fusarium sp. VM40, 1782 nucleotides long. Lineage: Eukaryota; Fungi; Ascomycota; Sordariomycetes; Hypocreales; Nectriaceae. The record is from the annotation of a GenBank genome assembly.
AUGAGCUCCAAUUCAAAUUCUCUCAGAAUCCCUCAAUCGUCUACCGACAAGAUUACACCGAAUCCUACUCUACAACCGCCGAUAGAGCCCUCUAAUCACGAUAAUUCAAAAAUUACAAGCUUCGAUCAAAAUGACCAAGACGACACCAGCGACACAGAGAGCAUAGGCGGUCAGCGCAACAUCGACCUUCCGAGAAAACGCCUCUUGAUAUCGAUCACCGCUCUGUCAGUAUGUCUAUUCGUCUCCUUCCUCGACCAGACCAGCGUUUCCACAGCUACACCUGCGCUUGCUGGGGAACUCAAAACAGGCACGUCGACAUCAUGGAUCGGUACAUCGUUCUUGAUUGCGUCGACAGCUUUCCAGCUCAUCAACGGACGUCUUUCGGAUAUUUUCGGACGUAAGAAUAUGCUCUUGCUAUGUCUUUUUCUCAUGGGUGUUGGAGACCUUGCUUGUGGCUUUGCAAAGACGCCAGUGCGGUUAUACGUGUUCCGGGCGAUUGCUGGUGUUGGAGGAGGUGGGAUCAAUAGUCUUGUCAUGAUCAUCGUCAGUGACAUUACGUCUCUUCAGAAUCGCGGGUAUUACCAAGGGAUGCUGGGAGCUAUUAUUGCUCUUGCCAACGGUAUAGGACCUUUUCUAGGUGGCGCUAUUGUCCAAUCUGCAACAUGGCGAUGGGUCUUUUGGAUGAUCCCCAUCAUCACUCUACCUACCACCGCUAUCAUAUGGUUCUACCUCCCACUCAAACACCGAUCCGGGGAGUACAUGAACAAGAUCAAGAAGAUCGACUACGGGGGUAUUAUACUCAAUAUCGCCUCGACACUGUUGUUGCUGAUCCCUAUAUCUGGAGGAGGCGUCACCUACGCUUGGACAUCAGCAUUCUUCAUCGCCACGGUUAUUAUCAGUGUCUUUCUGGCUGUUCUCUUUGUCCUGUUUGAAUGGAAGAUUGCGAAACUUCCUAUCAUGCCUCUGCGAUUGUACAAGGCUCCUCAUUGCUGGGCACUCUAUUUGCAGUCCUUCUUGACGGGACUGGCUUACUUUGGUAACUUUUUCUAUCUGCCACUAUACUUUCAGUCAGUGCUUGGAUACAACGCCCUUGUUGCUGGUGCUCUUAUCCUCGCUGUGGUCAUCCCGACUUCAUUUACUUCUAUCUUAUCGGGCCAGUACAUGAGCCGUAUCGGCAGCUAUAUGCAUUGUAUUCUCGCCGGUUUUGCUCUAUGGACGCUUGGGAAUGGCCUUACACUUUUGUUCAACCGGGAUACCAAGCUUGGACCGCUCAUUUGUAUACUAAUUGUGGAAGGUGCUGGUAUCGGGUUUACUCUACAGCCCACAUUGGUAGGUAUGUAUGCCAAUGGUCGCAGCGAAGACCGAGCUGUAACUACGGGAUUGAGAAACUUCAUUCGAACUAUUGGUGGAGCUUUCGGAGUAGUUAUCUCUGGCGUCAUACUCUCGAACACUCUGGAAAAGCAGCUUGACAAUGAGGGCAUUGUAUCGGAUGACACCAUCGCUCAAUUGACGUCAUCGACUUAUUCCUUGAGCAGCAUGGGCCUGUCUCAAAAUACCCAGGAUCUCGUUCUUGCGGCCUAUAUGCAGGGACUGCAUUAUAUCUUUGUCUUCUUUACUGUCUGCUCCGGGCUGAGUCUAGUCCUCACGUUCUGGGUAGGAAAUACCAGUCUCAAAACGCCCCCGAAGCCGGAGGCUGGGAUAUCAUCAACGGAUGGCUCUGGAGUGGAGGAUGAGACCGUGGGCCAGGCCGACCUCGAAAAGGGAACACCAAAGACGACUUGA